ACAAAGUUGUGGAAAAGUUUAUUUUAUUUUUUGAAAAAUAGAACACAAUAUAGGAUUCGAAUCUUUAAAAUAUUUAUAACACAGUAGAUGACUCGAAUCUGAAAAAUAUUUUUUAAAAAGUAGAACACAGAAUAAAUUUUAAAUUUUAAUAAAUUGGUUUUGCUGAAAAAUAGAUAGGUUGCUAGAUGGAUAUCCCUCAGAUAACAAAAAUAAAAUAAAUUGGUCCAUUCAACUUGCUGAAAUUCGAGCUUGAUCUAUAUAACUUUCACUAUAUAUAUCUAGUUUAACUUUAACUUGUGUUUUUUUUUGUCAUCAACAUAUACAGACUCAUACAAACUCUAUGAAUCAAACUGGUAACUCUACGUCCAUGUAAACGACGAAAGACGUUCACUUAUAUAAAACUUGUGUUUUAAAAUUAAAAUUUUAACUCUAAGUUAUAAACAAAAAUUUGGCAAUCUCAUAUUUAGAAGAAAAAAAAACAGGAUGAAAUUAUCAGAUCAUUUUGCUUUCAUUUAUUUUCAUCAUUAUUUUCUUACAUCAAAUGACUAUUAUAUUAGUCCAGUUUGAAAUGAAACAGAAAACUACACCAAAACAAAAUAAUCUUUAAAAACAAAUCUCCGUGACGACCUCGUAGUUUCGGGCUUUUUAGCAGAACAGAAGUCUCAGUCUGUGAGACGCAUCCCAAAAAUGUAAGAGAUAGAAAAGAUGAGAAUCACGCAAAAUCUUUGAGUUCCAUUAAAAAUUGUGUCAUUCAUCUCGAUGGUAAUAUCAUCGCGAUCAUAUUUUAGUAAUCCAUCCGAAAGACUUGAAAGAUGAAAUUGUUGGAGCAUACAUUGCAUUACCUAAAAAUGCUUUAAAUUACGCAUGUAAAAGAGACAACCAUCGGUGCGGAUAAUUAGAGACACCUAACAAACUAUACGAGCCAUCCACACCCAUCUGAGACCACUGAAAGAGGCGUCAUAAUGCCAAGAACCACCAACAAGACAUCUGUCCUUCAAAUAUAUGAUGGUUUGAGGAUGGAGAGGGUUUUGAAGUGAAAUCAAGUUUUCAAUAUUCAAGUUUGCAACAUGCCGCACCCAACUCUCAUUUUCCGAAUGCAACGAUGUUAUUGAUUUGCGAUUAGUUCUUUAAAAAAACUUAUGGUUUCGAGUUUUUCAAAGGUUGCAGUUGCGAGAGUUUGCGAAUGCGGAUGGUUGCGGUUUCUACCGGUUUUAACAGAUUUGUAGGACUGGUUCUACGGUUAGAAAUUGGUGCGUUUACGGGAUACUUAUGACUAAUUAACUACCAAAUACAACAACAAUUAAAUAAUAAAUUAAUAAUAUUUACAUUUUAUAUUAAUUAUAAAAAUAUCAAAAAUCAUAAUAUUAUAAUAAAUAUAAAAUUAUAUUUAGAAAGUUAUAGUUUAAAUUUUUUUAAAAAUUAUAGAAAAUAUUUUUAUUUUAAAAUUUUAUAAUAUUAAUUAAAAUAUAAUAGAUAUAUUUUAGUAUUUUUAUAAUUCUAAUUUAAAAUUUUUAUUAAAUAUUUUUAUUUUUGUAUUUAUAUUGUUUUAAGAAAAAAGAAAAAACAUUAUCCUCCCGCAACCGCCCACAACCGCAAACGCUAGAUAAAACCAGCUUUUGAAUUUAUGAGGAUUAGAGCGGUUUGGAGCGGUUUGGAACGGUUUUAGCGAUUGUUGCAAAACGCUAAUAACCGCUAACAGUCGCAAAAAUUGUGUUGGCGGAUAGUAGCGGGGAAAAACCAGUCAAACCCUAAAUAAUCCGCAGAUAAAGAUUGUUGUCGUCUUCUAAAAUCCUCAAUUUUUGAUUUCCACUAGAAUAGGAAAUUACUUGGGUAAAGGAGUGCUGGAGAACACAUAUUUGUAACUAGGCCUGGGCAUUUCAGGUAUCGGUUCGGUUCGGGUAUUUCGGAUUUUAGGUAGUUCGGAUAGGGGCUAGAGGAUCCAUUUAGUACUUGACCUAUUUUCGGUUCGGUUUGGAUAGUUUCGGGUUCGGUUCUGUUAAGAUAGUAAAUGUAGGAACCGAAAAUUAUCCGGAAAAAGUUUGGUUCUCAUUUGGAUCCGGUUCGGGUUCGGAUAGUUCGGGUAGUUCGGAUAAUUUGGAUAAAAUAUCGGUUAUUUAGGGUAAAAUAUCAAAUAAUUAUGAUGAUUUAGAUAAAAAUUUUCGAUAUUUCAGAUUACUUUGGAUAUUUCGAAUAAAACUAUCCGGAUAGUUUCGGAUAUUUUGGAUACUUUAUAAUAAUUUAGUUAUCCUCAACUAUUUCCAGAUACUUUUAAUAGAAUUUUAAAUUAAAAAUAUAUAUUUAGUGAUGUUAUAUGUAUAUAUAAUUAAUAUUUUUAUAUAUUCGGGUAUUCGUUCGAUUUUUGGUUCGGUUCUGGUUCGGUUCAGUUAUUUUGGAUAUAAAAAUAUAGAAACCGUUCGGGUAUUUGAGGGUAUUGGUCCCGUUCCGGUUUCGGAUAUUUCGAUUCGGUUCCUGUUCAGUUCUUCGGUUCCGGUUAUAUUGUCCAUGCUUAUUUGUAACGCAAGAUAGAAGUUAAAUAUGACAUGGUUUAUAAAUUCUUCAUGUGCUCAACAUAAGCAGUGAUUAUCAAAUCUCAUUUUUAUUAAUUAAACAUAUCUCAGACUUUUAUGUGAGAUUUUUUUAUGCUAUUUAUUAUGACAGAUUUUGUGAUAAUUUUCCAUCACAAUUUAAAAAAAAAAUCAUUAUUAAUUGGGCCUGUCAAGUAAUCAGCCCACUUGUUCUUUGGGUCCAUCCCAUGUACCUAUAAUAAACAUCCAAAAGAUUAGAGAAGUGAAGACAGAACAGAGUAGAGUUUGAAUCUUCAGCAGUGAGCUUCCUCCUCUGUAAACAAAAACCAUGAACAAACAAAUGUCUUCCGCCAAACUCUCCCGACUCUUCAACAUCACAACUAAAAACCAAACACCUUCCCCGCUCCCAAUCUCAGACAAACAAACCGCCGCAAGAAUCACAACCUACCUCCAAAAAUCAACCGCCGGAAAACUCCAAUCAAACCCAUCUCUCCUCUUCAACCUAAACCCAAACGUAACCCUUCUCGUCCUCUCCUCACCAUCUCUCCCAACCCAAUCAUGCGUCGACUUCUUCAAGCUCCUCAACACAUUCGAAUCCCACCUCAAACCCGACCUCCCCGCGGCUAUAGCCCUGUCCCACCGCCUGUACACCGACCGUAGAUUCGGCGAGAUGAAGUCUCUCCUGAACUCAGUCUCCACCGAUGGGGCUGAGAUCAUAGGAAGCGUUUGUGUUUACGAAGGAAAGGUCGAGUUUUUGGAAACUUUAUUCGAUUUGAUGAUUAGGGUUUAUGUGGAUAAGGGGAUGUUCCAAGAGGGUCUAAGGGUUUUCGAUUACAUGGUGGAGAAAGGGAUGAGAAUCGAUGAGAGAUCGUGCAUUGUGUUUCUUGUAGCUGCGAAGAAACGGUUGGAGAUUGAUCUUUGUUUGGAGGUUUUCAAGCGGAUGGUUGAUUGUGGAGUGAGGAUAACUGUUUACUCGUUGACAAUUGUGGUCGAAGUGUUGUGUAGAAGAGGUGAGGUUGAGAAGAGUAGGAAGCUGGUGAGAGAGUUUUAUCGAAAAGGAAUCAAGCCUGAAGCGUACACUUACAACACCAUCAUCAACGCUUAUGUUAAAGUUAGAGACUUUUCCGGCGUGGAGGAGGUUUUGAAGGAGAUGAGGAAAGGUGGAGUGGGGUAUAACAAGGUUACGUAUACGCUUUUGAUGGAGAUGAGUGUGAAGAACGGGAGGAUGGGUGAUGCGGAGAAGCUGUUCGACGAAAUGCGUGAGAGAGGGGUGGAGUUAGAUGUUUAUUUGUACACUUCUAUGAUAAGUUUGUGUUGUAGAAAAGGGAAUGUGAAGAGAGCGUUUUUGUUGUUUGAUGAGUUGGUGGAGAAGGGACUUUCGCCGAGUAGUCAUACCUACGGGGCGCUUAUUGAUGGGGUGUGUAAGGUAGGGGAGAUGGGUGCGGCUGAGAUAUUGAUGAACGAAAUGCAAAGCGGAGGGGUUGAUAUCACUAAGGUUGUGUUCAAUACGUUGAUUAAUGGGUACUGUAGGAAAAGGAUGAUUGAUGAGGCGUUAGCGGUUUACGACGUGAUGGAGAAGAAAGGGUUUGAAGCGGAUGUUUUCACUUUUAAUACUAUUGCUAGCUGUUUGAAUCGAUUGAAAAGGUAUGAUGAGGCAAAGGAAUGGAUUUUCAGGAUGAUGGAAGGUGGUGUGAGGCUUAACACGGUUAGUUAUACUAAUUUGAUCGAUGUUUACUGCAAAGAAGGGAACGUUGAGGAGGCAAAGAGGCUCUUUGUGGAGAUGAGCAGUAAGGGAGCAGAGCCUAACGCGAUUACGUAUAAUGUGAUGAUUGAUGCGUACUGCAAGCAAGGGAAAGUGAAGGAAGCUCGUAAACUAAGGGCCGACAUGGAAGCGAAAGGGAUGGCUCCGGAUUCAUAUACCUACACAUCGCUUAUACAUGGGGAAUGUAUUGUUGACAACGUGGACGAAGCAUUGAGGCUCUUUAGGGAGAUGGGGUCUAAGGGUUUGGACCAGAGUUCUGUAACAUACACGGUGAUGAUCUCGGGUUUGUCCAAAGCUGGAAAAUCAGACGAAGCCUUUGGAUUUUAUGAUGAAAUGAAGAGGAAAGGGUUUACAAUAGAUCAUAAGGUUUAUACUGCACUCGUUGGAAGCUUGCAUUCACCCGAGACUUAGUACAUGAUCGUCAAAGUAAGAUCUGUUUGAAGUGGUAAACCUUGAGAUCUACUACCAGUUGAUUGUUGAAACAGUUAUUUUAUCAGGACCCCUUUUUCUGAGAGAUUCUUUGAAGGAGUUGGAGUGAAGUAUAGACAGACCCUGAUUUGGAGUGUCUACGCUGUAAAGAAAACAAAGCUCAACUCUUUUGGUAUGUUAUAUUAUUAUACAUUGUCUGUCCAGUAAACAAAGCCUUUGGACCUUUAUGUAAAGUUGAUUUCUAAGGAGUUCUCUGGAAUCCUGUGCACCAAAUCUAAGGAUUGAGAUGUUGCUUCUGUGUCUAUAUGAAUGAAGAGCUAGAGAAGGCAAAUAUUUAUGUA
This is a messenger RNA of Brassica rapa (field mustard), 5057 nucleotides long. RefSeq names its product pentatricopeptide repeat-containing protein At2g32630. Gene Ontology annotation, molecular function: protein binding. The record is from RefSeq and is a predicted model, not a curated record. NCBI's taxonomy places the organism in Eukaryota, Viridiplantae, Streptophyta, Magnoliopsida, Brassicales, Brassicaceae.